AUGAUCCUCAACACAGUGCUAGUGGUCUUGACGGACCUGGCCGCCCACCUGCUUGGAAACAGUUCAUUCCGUCGGCACUUCCAUCUUGUGUUGUCUGCCACUUUGUUGUUCGGGCCAGUGCUGAGUCUCUGGGUGUCCCAGCACAGUGUCUUUGCCAAAAGAAGCCACUUCCUGUACAGGAUGUUUUUGCGAUCAGGUUGGGGGUGGACGUGUAUCUUUGUUGGCUCCUUUGUUUUCCUCCUGUCCUUCUCCACCCGUCGUUCUUUCUCACUGUCCUUCCGUCAUCUCUCUCGGCUUGGAGUCGCUGGUGGACUUUGGUUCGCCUUCUGCAAACUUCUUGACAUUCUCGAGAACGCUACAGGAAGUUGCUAUGAGCCUUUACCGGGCAGCCCAGAGAUCAACAACAGUCAGCCUCUGUUGGUGUUGCGAGAAGGUGAGAGCAAGGCAGAAUGCCUCAAAGCUGGGAUGCUUUGGAGAGGAUACGAAGUUUCAGAGGAUGUCUUCCUCCUGUGUUUCUGCUGCCUGUUGCUUGCUGAGGAAACAGCUGUGUUUGGGCCAUAUUUGAGCCUCGGUGGAUUUUCUGAGGCCCCACUGAGGAUUCUCUUCCUCUUCUGUGUUCUCCUGCUCAGCCUCUGGCUCUUCCUGCUCCUCUGUCUCCUCGCCUACUUUCCUCAGUUCCCCACCCAGCUGCUAGGAGGCGCUUUAGGUUGUUUGAGUUGGAGGGGAUUAUAUCAAGGAUGGUACUGUCAAGGUCCCAGCUGGUACUGCCCAGGAAGGCCUGGACUUGGAAUCCUUAAAAAUCAAGACUGA
Molecule: messenger RNA, 810 nt
Organism: Nerophis lumbriciformis (worm pipefish)
Lineage: Eukaryota; Metazoa; Chordata; Actinopteri; Syngnathiformes; Syngnathidae
Source: RefSeq, a predicted model, not a curated record